GAGUACCGAACGGGCGCGGAGUCAUGGUCGCGCGCCCUCAGCCGGCGAUGACAGACGGAGAGGUAACCUGCAGCCGUCAUCACAUUCCUGUGUUGAAGCUGGCUAAACGCAGCAGUUGCGCCCCUGACGAGGCAGUUGACGCGGGGUCCGCUCGAUGCUGAGAGGAGACGAGCCCUCUGUCAGCCCUCACGCCCGCAAACCUCUCUCCCUCGCCCCUUCCCACCCGCGUGCGCUCCCCCGCCCGCCGCGCUCUCUCCCCCCAAGAUGGCAGCUCCCGCGGUAUCGACGACAUGCCCUCCAAAGACUUCAGCUUCCUCCAGGACCCGUCCGCAUACCAUAACCUGCCCGCCGCGUCCAUCCCCCCACCCUUCAUCAACCCCCCGGUCUCUCCCCUCCCCCUCGAUCCCAAUAUCAACUCUCCUCCUCUCCGGCCACUACCGCCUCGCAACCUCCCUGUGCACCCGCAACAUCCUCUCCUGCUCGCCGCACGACCACCAGACGCUCUUCCACCUGUUCCACACGCGCCUCGCAUGUCUGUGCCUGCUGGGAGAGCACGCGCUGGCCGCGCAGGAAUCGAAACUGCUGGGCGACUUGAAUAGUGCUUUCUACAGACACCCGCUUACGAACGCGCACCUCGUGUCCUGGGACCUGCGCGUGCUCGCCGUGCGGCUCAGCGCCCUCGGCUACGGCGAAUGGCGCAAGGGCAUCAUGGGGUACUACGAGCUGGCACGCGAGUGUCGCGAGAACAUCGUCAAGGCGAGCACAUCCGAGGACGAGAAGAAGACUUGGCGCGCGAGGCUGCGGGAUUGCGGAAUCCGCGUGGCCAACGUCCUCGUAGAAAUGGGCGAUCUGGAAGGCGCAGGCCGGCACUUGUCCACCCUGUCCACUGACGAAGGCGACGUGGACAAAGACAUCGCCAUCAUGGAAACACUAGUCUGGCUGCGCGUGGGCGACAUAGCAGCCGCCCGACGCUGCUUGUCCAGCGCUACAUCCUCGACACUCACAAACGCGACCCUGACCGCCCUCCUCCACCUCGCCGACUCGGACUUCGAGGCCGCGACGACGGCCUUCCGCGCGCUGUACGACGAGCACCCGGACGACGCAAUGGUCGCGCAGAACCUCGCUGUGUGUCUCGUGUACACGGGCAGAAUCUCCGAAGCCAAGACUGUCUUGGAGACAUUGGUGGAUCAGAGCGCGCCGUUCCACUCCAUGGUGUUCAACCUCAGCACCGUCUACGAGCUGUGCACCGAGAGAAAUCGGGACCGGAAGAUGAGUCUCGCAGGGAAGUUAGCAGCGCGCAAGGAUGGAGGGGGUAUGGGUUGGGAAAUGAGCGCGAGUGAGUUCAAGUUAGCGCCUGUUGCUUAGACCGGUGUAUACAAACAGACCACUUUAGAGCUCAAGGGGUCAGAGCUUAUGAAUGAACAAGACCAUGCCAAAACUGCUUUUCUACAAUGCUUGUAAUUGUACUGUGCGCUGUAAAGCAGCCAUCUCUCUGUUGUAGUAUAGUGUCGUAUCUAAUCGUAACUUCACCCAAGCCAA
Messenger RNA from Parastagonospora nodorum SN15, 1539 nucleotides. RefSeq lists its product as hypothetical. Gene Ontology annotation, cellular component: TRAPP complex; Golgi apparatus. Gene Ontology annotation, molecular function: protein binding. The record is from RefSeq and is a predicted model, not a curated record. Bases 265 to 1365 code for a protein of 366 amino acids. Lineage: Eukaryota; Fungi; Ascomycota; Dothideomycetes; Pleosporales; Phaeosphaeriaceae. The transcript has 2 exons.